Molecule: messenger RNA, 1363 nt
Organism: Moneuplotes crassus
Lineage: Eukaryota; Ciliophora; Spirotrichea; Euplotida; Euplotidae
Source: the annotation of a GenBank genome assembly
ACUUGGAAGAGAAAAUGUGAAUAUAAAAAAGCUUUAGAAAGUGAAAAUAAGUUCAGUGAAUCCUAAUCAAGCAUAAGAAGCAAGAAAACCCUCUUUUAAUAGGAAGAAGAUUGUCAGGUAAAGACAGACUCUCAAAUAUACAAAACAUUAAAAAGAAGGGCAAAAGAAGCUUUAAAACACCACAAGAAGAGUUUAAAGAUAUGGAAGAUAAUCAUAAUGGAAAAUAACAACGAAGCAUAUAAUAUGACCUUUGUAGCCAGAGAUAAUCAUUCUUCAGAUAGAAGAAGUCAGUCGAAGAAAAGGAACUUAAAGAAGGAAGAAGAUAAAGAACAAUCCUUCAAUAGAGAAAUAAAUGUCCAACCGAAGAAUCCUCAACCUGUUUUACCCAGAAAAAUUAUUGUUUUCAAAAGAAUAAAAACAGCAAAACCAAAACUGGUAGCGGAAAAGUUAAGAAUUUAUAAAAAGAGUGUGGCGAACCUAAGAGAAAAACAUAACAGAAGGCAACAAAGAUUUCAAAAUAAAGCAAAUCAUAAUGCUUCACAAGCCCAAUGAAUCGAAGACAGGUGUUACCAAACCCAGAACUUCAAGGAAACUAUAUAUGAAAUCCCAGAAAACUCUGAAAAUCUCAGGCACAAUAUCAAAAAUCUCUAGACCCUAACCCAAAUUUUCAAAGACAGAUUGAAGAAUCAAAGAACUUUCCACCGAAAAAUAAAUUUUCUCCUUUACCAUCAGAACAAAAGAAACCACAUUUACCAAAUACAAGCGAGAAGUGUUCUUUACCUCCAAUAAAAAGAAAAAUAUAAAAGAAGCAUCCUCUUUUAAAGGCUUCAAAGCUUCUGAAAGCAACAGAGAACAAUCACCAAUGUUUCAUCAACUCAAGCAAGAAAAUAUGAAACUUGCUGAAAAAGUGAAGGCUCUAGAGGCCAAGCUUGAGGAAGAAAGGAAGAUCAAUGAGGAGCUUCAGCAAACAAUCCAAAGUGCUGUGAAAGAAAAGAAUCAAAGUGAAGAAAGAAAAAAGAAGAUUGAAUCUGCUCAUAAUGGAUUGAUUGUCGAAUUUCGCAUGAAAUCAGAGCAAACUAGCAGAAUCGCCCUUGUAAAUCAUGUAUUAAGAAAUCAAAACAAAGAAUUUACAAGCAAAAGAGAGGAAAAUAAUAUGAGAAUGUGUUCAACACAAGGCUUCACCCAAACCCUAAACGAACUCAAACAUGAAAACAAGAAACUCCUCAAUGAAAACACGCUCAAAGACGAAGAAAUAACCUCACUCAAGAGCCAGCUCAGCUCCUUCAAAACCAAUCUCCAAACAUUCAUCACCAAAAUCCCAGAUUUCUAAUCCUACUUUUCCCACUUAAUCCAUCAAUAGUCC